Giardia duodenalis is the source of this 7104-nucleotide messenger RNA. RefSeq names its product Sec7 family protein. The record is from RefSeq and is a predicted model, not a curated record. Bases 1 to 7104 code for a protein of 2367 amino acids. Gene Ontology annotation, biological process: regulation of ARF protein signal transduction. The transcript has a single exon. Gene Ontology annotation, molecular function: guanyl-nucleotide exchange factor activity. NCBI's taxonomy places the organism in Eukaryota, Fornicata, Diplomonadida, Hexamitidae.
AUGUCACAUCUCCCUGAAGACUUCCAAUACAUUGGAGAGCUUCUUUCUAGCAUCAUAAGGGUUCUCCCCAGAAAGUUAGGGGCUCUCCGUCCUCCUCUGAAGAACCUAGAGAGUAUUUUCAUCUCUUUCUUGACAGUCAUCAAUGAGGACACAGAUCAAAUUUCAAUCAGCGCUAACGACUUCUUGGCGUCCGUUAAGCCGAUACCCCACGACUCGUAUCUUGCCGAGGGGGCAGAAGUUCUUAAAACAAUAGCCAAGCUACUUUCCUCCCAACACCAGAAACUGAUAAAUCCACAAGACGAAUGCACCCAUCAGCAGCAAAUGAUUUAUCUAGGGGACCUAGUGGAACUUUCUGCCACAGCCCCCUCCGAGGCUGUGUGUGCUGCCGAUGGCGUCACGAAAAGCACGAAGAGUAAGAAAGCCAAGGCCAUAGCGCGGGAUAAGAUGGUUUUACAGCUUUACUACGAGACCUUUUCCAACAGCAAAAUGCUUCUUCCACUUCUAGGAAUAGCACUAAAGAUUCUCUCCCUGCAGAUAGACUCUCAUAUCAAUGCUGUGCCCUCAAAGCUCAUUGAGCUGUGCUAUUGCUUGCUCACAGUUCUUCUAGCAAGUGGAGUACUUUAUAUGUCGUCUGCCCAACUCUGCUUGCAGGGUCUUCUUGCAGUAGAGUACAGACGACUAGUUAAAUAUGAUAGCAGGAAGAGUGUUUUUCACAACUUUCUGAUGCUGGAGUCGUGCUUCAACUUUGACCGAGAGAUUGUUGCUGUUCGAACUCUCCUGCUCUGCCUUAUUAAUUGUGCUGCACUGCGAAACGUUUAUUUAAUUGAGCAGCAAGCUCAACUAGUGGACAACAGCCCUGAGCCCUCAGCGGCUGUGUCUGCUAACUGGAUAACCGAACACACGCUUCUCCUGAUCAAGUAUGUGCUGUGUCGUUUGUUCACAAUUAUACUGGCACUGGACAAGAACUUUCCCUCGGUGUCAAAGCUGAAGCCGUCUGUUAGCACAAAGACUCUAGCCACUGAUUCGAAUAUUUAUGACUACGCCAGCCUAGUGUUUCUUCGUGUUCAGGCAUCUAUAGAAACCCUUGAGAUAACGCCCGAGCAGUUCUCUUGCAUGAAUCAACGGAAGUAUGAGCAAUUUUUGAAUACUGUGCAACGAUUAGACGUUUUACAUCUUCAUGAAGUGCUGAAUGUUUCCCAUUCCUCCUCGCUUCCCAUUGGCCUUAUGCCAUCCACUACACGCAUGUACUUCUACAAUGCUGUGACAACCUCCAUUGCUCAAGUAUUUUCGUACGCCUUUCACUUGCGUUCUCUACACUUGAAAGGUGGCUUUUUAAUUCCUCGGGUGCCCCCAGACCUUGACAAGUCUCGAAUAGCAUGCAUCGGAGAAGAUAAAGAGGCAAUGGUAAAUCUGCAAGCACCCAGUAAUAGCGAAGCUAGCCAUAGGACUAAUGCUUCCAUGCACAUGGAUACAGUAGAAUCCUAUAUGUUGUCUAUUACCGGCGAAUUCAUAAGGGUGUUAUCGCGUCAGCCAGAUGCUCUUGUUUCUCUUUCCUUAGAAAUGUACUUGGCUUUCACCACUGUCAUCAAGGCUAUGCAGGCCCCAUCCCAAAUCUUCAUGCUCACAUAUCGUCAUGUUUCCCAGCUGCUGCACAUCCUUAUCGACACCAUAAGCAUAGGUCUAAGUGCAGACUCUAGCGAACUUUAUCGCAUCUCCUUGUACUUUCUUAGAAAACUGCUUGUAGUCGCACUACCCAUGCCUGGCCUAUUCGAGGUAAUUAACUCAAUAUUGCAAAACUUUCUGAUAAUGCCUCUGAACGAAAGCGAAUCUGCAGACAUCCGCGGCCAUGGAUUGCUCUUCAUAGACCUAUUGCUCGGAACAACCUAUGCUGGAAAGGAUGCUACUUAUACAGAGAAACAAAUCAAUCUCCUGAGCUUCUUGUACGAUAGUCACAUUGCCAGCAGUGAUAUCGUGUGUUCUGCUCUCCCAGGGCUAUAUCCAAUGAAACCUAUUGUUCUCAGCCUGCUUGACGCUGUGGCAAACAACCUCAACACUUAUAUGACGUUAACAGACGCGUCACUCACAAGCAUAUCCCAUAAGACUCUUUCGUUAGAAGCUCUUUUGUAUAAAUAUAUAGACCUAUCGCACCGCGUAGACGCUACGACGCUCACGGCCCAAUACUCCUUGAGCCCGCAAGGCCCCAACAACACUGCAGUGUUCUUUUCAACUGUAGCCGAUUGUGCGGUCCAUGUUUUGGUGUCUAUUAUGCGGGGAUUUAGGAGGUUCUUGAUGGAUAGAAAGUUAACGGAAGCGCAGCAGAUGAUAAUUCUUUCUAAUAAGCCGUUAGAGGACCACAUAGUUUCGCUGCUCAAUGACUAUCGCCGGAACACAUUGAUCUCUGAGUUUGCAACUGCCUCUAGGCCGAAGAAGGUUAUUCAGAAAAUGAUUCAAUGCGGCUACAUCCGUAACGACCACAGAUCCAUCAUACGCUACAUUGUUUCUCAGAAUUUCAAUAAGAAAGGAUUUGGAGUACUCCUUGGCGAUCCACACGAAUCAGAGCUUCUGGAAGCCUUUGCAGAUAUUGUUUUCAGUGAUCUGAGGCUCUUCAUCGACUCAGUGCGCCAAGGAAAAACAGGAUCGAUGGUUUCAGUCCCCAACUCUGAAGAUAGGUCGUGCUACGAUAGAGUGGCUGCCAUGGUUAAUACCGAGUCCCUAGGCUCGUUAUUCACAUUAACUCAGAAGGAGAUGCAGACUCUGCGAGCCCGGCAACGGCAACAACAGCAGCAGCAGCAACAAAAGUCAUCAUCUGAAGGUCGCCAGUCCGAUCAUACACCAAUUAUCCCGGUAAUGUGUCGGUGGUCUGAGCAGAAGGAGAUGCCGGAAAAAUCAGAGAACAUCUUCUUGAUAGCUAUAAGAUACUACUUAUCGUUCUUUCACAUUCCUGGGGAAAGCCAGCAGAUUGAGCGAAUCAUGAAGGUCUUCUCGCAGCACUUUGUGCAUCUCUUUUCUCUCUUGCCAGAUGACAUGAAGAAUGGGACGACAUUUACUCAGGAGUUAGCAUACAUACUAUCGUAUGCAGUGCUCAUGCUAAAUACAGACUUGCACAACUCAUCUGUCAAAGAGAAAAUGACCAAGGAAGUGUUCAUCAAAAAUACGAAGUGUGCAGACAAGCAGGACCUCAUCCAAGUCCAAUUCCUGGCAGAGCUAUAUGAUGGCAUCAUCUCUUCGCCCUUUAGUAUUAACGAGAUCAGGACCAGGCAGUUUAUCAGUACCCACGGCUUCCCACAGUUAUGCAAAAAGCUAGGAAAGUAUAUAUCUAUGGAACUUGACUGUGUCUAUCGAGAGUCUGCCAAUUGUCACAACACACUUACUGUGAAGCUUGAUGAAUGCGACGACAUUCUGAUGGACAUUCUUGAAGAAGAUACCAACUUAGAUCUGGUGUCCAAGCCUUCGCUAACAGCUUGCUCGUCGGAGUCUUGCAUUAGGGGUACAGACGCAUCACAUACUCCACUCGCUUCUACCAGUACAGCAUCGAAGGGUCGCGAUGACCAGAACAGUGGAACAACCGAGCCUGAUGCAGCUGCAGUUGAAGAGCACAUAGAGGCAGGAAGCCUGGCAAUGCCAUUGCAGAAGAUUGCAUAUAAUCUGCAGCAAACCACACCACAGUCCACUGCCACUCCCCGUGAUCCAGAAGAAUCUGGCCAUGGCUCUGAGACCCUUGCCACAGCCGAACAAAAGUCACAUAACAAUGAACAGCCAACUCCGCAAGCUAGCCCGCCGAGUGGACCGAUAUCCAUAUCGGAUAUUCAGGCAUUCAAGCAAUAUGAGCGGUUUCUUCGAAUUAAUAUAGCACUGAACAUGUUUAUGAAUCGCGCAGUUGACUCACUCACAGUCUAUAUGAAGGCUUUAUGGUUCAAAGUUCCAGCUGAGUUCACUGGCGCCGUUCCAGAGCUUGUUUUCCACUUAUAUAGACUUUGCGAUUAUUUGAUUGUCUGUCAGACGAAGCAGAAUAUUGCAGAGGAACGUAUCAGCGACAUCAUUUCCCGAGAAGAGACAAUACUUCGCAUCUUCCAGCACCGAUCUCAGCUGCUUCGUAACCUUGUUAUUUCGAGCUUAUUCUAUCUCAGGCGGCAUGUCUGGCAUGCCAAUCUUAUUAUUCCACACUUGGAGCCUUCCGAGCUAUCGACACAGCUAGCUUCUAGCUUAAGGCUGGGUAACAGCAAGGAGGACUUUACUCUCUUAGCCACGUUAGCUGGGCAGCACUGCGCUGUAGCCAUAGUCCUCUUCGUGCUUGUAUCCUCUCAUGUCAAUGAGGGCGCAUAUGAAGCCUUUGGGCAUCUAUACAAUCUUUCUAGAAUUCUGUACAAGCUCGUGAGCGACUCUAACCCAAAGGCACUGCGUCAAAGCUUUGUUCUUUCAAAUCAAGAAUUAUCGCGUGGGAUUGCUCUCCAGGAGUAUACCUCGUUCCACAUUAUUGAACACUUUAUUAAUCCAUAUCUUCACAUCCUUAUCAUUGCCAAUAAAGUUUUCCAGAAGUUGGGUCUACGCCUUGAAAUCUUUAGCACCCUGGCACUAUCCUUUUCUGACAAUAUUUUGUACUUCUAUAGGCACCUCCUAGAUAUUUUCACAGUGUCUCUUUUGGGCUCAGAUAAGGUAUGCGCCAUUGUACUAGAGCAGCACGGAAAGGAGCUACAUGCGUACAACAUGAUUCGGCUACCUAUCAGUGUUGAUUUCCUUACAUUUACAAUCAAUAUCUUUAAGCUCAGACUGCGAAAAGUUUAUAAUGCUACACCGGACAAGCAGUUGCCCGAUGCAGGCACAGAGGUUCCGGCACUCAUGACCCCUCGACGGGGGCUGCAUACAGUAGAUGUGGACAUAUACUCUCCAAUAACGUGUCUAGAUGCGUCGCGGUGUGAUGCUAAUGAUGUUAAUGAUACUGCAUCUAAGCCUACCACCCUUGACAUGAUCUUGGAGGAGUUCUCACUCGUAUACAGUUCACUCAUAGUCAGUAUUCUCUAUGGAUAUGUGUACUCGAACGACCCGCUAGAAAAUGCUGCUACGUGCGCUACUCUCAUACGGACUUUGAGUAGGUUUGUCAAGUACAUGCUGCCUAUUUUUAGGAACAACUUUGAAUACUCUGAUAACAGACUAUCCAGGCUUUUCUUCCUUCCGCUAGCACACCUGAGCAAGCUGAUACCGUAUCCAACAGACUUGUCGCUGCUUUUUGCAAUGGUCAAUGAGCUCCUCACAGAGCUCCCUGAUACUGAUGACCAUGACGCUAUCUUUUCUGUUAUUCUUUCCUCAUUGUACAGAAUAACGAACAAGAGUCACAAUACGUCUAUUGAGAAUGGUCUUGAAGAGCUUGCAUGCACAGAGUGCUUCCAUGAGAACAGUGAGCCAGACUUUCCAUAUAGCUCAAGGUCCUGUUUAUUUAGCACUGAUUUUCUGGUACUGUACCGAAAGAGCACGCCUAUUGACAUGACUGCUUUACAGAACACGCUCAUGGGCUCCACCAUAUUGGAACAUGGAGCUUCUGUGGUAUACCCUACAAUCGCGCAGAAAAAGAAGAGCUUACUACAGGGCUCAUCUGUUCUUUCAUGCAUUACACCUAACGCCUCUAUCACCAGCUCCAUUAGUGCCUCUGUCACAUACUCCAAUGAGUAUAGCUGGUCAACGACCUAUGAACAACUUGAUGGGCUGCUAAACUUCUUGGGCUCCAAGGUCUCUGAAUUGAAUAACACAAAUGCAAGCAGAUUUUGUACUGCCAUAGCUCACUUUACAUGUCUUGGAGAGACUACCAUCUCUAGGACUGCGCUAGGAAUCCUCAAAGAAGCGCUGCCAACUAUUUUGUCGCUUCACACGGAGCAUACACUCGUACUGCUGGAAUGUUACCUUAAAACUUUGGAAGCUGCGACCCAGACGAGCAGAGCACUAGCGCUGAGGAACUUUGUAUACUCUAUCGCCACAGUCCUAAUUAAUAGCGAGCUCUCUUGCAACUCGGAGCUGUGGGGCUCAGUGUGGCAACGUUGUGUCUCCCCUAUCCUUGUGUUCCAGUACACUAGAAACGAGUACGAUAUCUUGCUCUUUGUGGCCCAUACAAUUUACUUGAUGCUUUCACCGAAUGCUCCAUUGAACGCUCCAUCAAAUGAGUAUAGCAGUACAGAGGUCGAACUAACGCAUCAGACCCUCCAGUCGGCAUGCACUUCCUUCCUUUCUCCACUAGCCACAGAUUGUUCUAGCAUAUCGUCAUCCAAGCAGCAUACCAUUGUCUCAGCGUUCUUUGCAUUGGUACUGCAAUUAAUGUUGCAAGGGCAACCCGGGGCCGAGGCAAUCGCGCUCCUUUUUUCAGGCGUUAUUGAGCCCAUGCUCUUGGUGUCAAACAUGUACCAGGUGAAGAGCUCCUUUAGCGCUAAGGAAUAUAUUUAUGAUCCGCUUUUUGAUUUACUAGUAGAUAGGGUUGACACCACAACAUUUCUAAGUUCCACAAAAGAGCAGUCAGUGGCUCCACGCAUCACAAGUGCAGCCACACUUCUCAGGUACACACUUGAUACUUUGAUUUCUGCUCAAUUUGAUCUGCUUAACAAUGAUGCAUUUGCUUUCUUCUGUUCUGUUCUAGAAGGACCUGUCUUAGAGCUCUUGAAGAACAUAUCUGAAACAUACAGUUCUCAUAAUAAUUUACGAACCGAAGAUUGUGAGGCAAUUGCAUCUGGGGCAGAUUUAGUAUUUGCGUUAGCAAGCUUACUGGCACCUGGUACAGAGAGCGAAUGUUCCGCACCUGAUCAUUUCCUCAAUAGAUUGAAGCAAUCGGAUCACGAUAUUGGUAGAGUUCUUCGAUUUACAGAACAAGGACUGGUUCAAUGCAUAUCAUUGCUCACCGUUCUCUCCCGCAAGCUUUCUCCAACGGACGAAACUAUUUGCGCUGAAUAUCACCGCAUAUCUAACGAGCUCUUUUCAAUACUAACCACCCUGCUAACCGCGGACCCAUCUAUAAAGACCAUUUGCAAGGCUACUUUCAAGAAGCUUAUAACGCUGGCAGUUCACAACGAUUUAGAGAUAAGAAUGGCUCUAGUUUCAUACUUGGACGCUUACGACGAAAAAUUCUGA